GGUUUGAAACUGUUUGAGGUUUACUGCCUUCACUGGUCACCUGAGGACGCGCCGAUUGCCGUAGGAUAGAUAUGUUUUCUCAAAUUUGUAGAGCUAUCUCAUCUAGACUUCCCUCCUUGUCCAGUUCCGCUCUCACAUCAACAGAAUCCAGAAUGAAUCCGAAGGAAAUCCAAGAGUUUGUUGAAAACAACCUCAAAGACAACGGCCUCGUGGUCUUCAUCCGAACUUCGCCGCCUUGCUACUUCUGCCAGCAAGCUCUCCGCUUCUUGCAAAAAUAUCCGGAGCUCAAUGGCAAAUCAAUCGACCUUAGUGAAACCGGCGAGCAGCAGGCUAUUAUCAGAUACCUUGGCAACCUCCCAGGUUCUGCAGCCACAUUCCCUCGGGUUUUUGCUAACAAGAAACUAAUUGGCGGUUAUUCCGAUUUGGAAGGCUUGGGCGCAUCUGGUGUAAAGGCGCUUGUCGAGUCUGAGGCGUAAGGUUUUCAUGAGAACCGAGUGAUUGGCGUAGUGAUGUCGUACAAGUUGAAUCAUUCAAUAUCCAUAAAUUUCAGAUGGGCAAUGUAUCUUAUACCACGUACGACAUUCAUAUUAUCGUGACUCUCCAGUACUACAAUCUCCUCGGUAAUGAGUGACCUUUC
Suillus bovinus is the source of this 637-nucleotide messenger RNA. RefSeq lists its product as uncharacterized. The transcript is spliced from 5 exons. The record is from RefSeq and is a predicted model, not a curated record. The coding region runs from base 72 to 476 and encodes 134 amino acids. NCBI's taxonomy places the organism in Eukaryota, Fungi, Basidiomycota, Agaricomycetes, Boletales, Suillaceae.